AUGCGUGUUCGGAUACAUCCGUUGAAAGGACGACCACAUUCCGUGUUCUUCAACCAGUGCUCGAUGAAGCUUAUAGAAACUGUUGACUCAGGGAUUCCCGAACUUGAACCCGAUCCGGACAAUUAUGAGGACUAUGAUACCUUUGCCCGACGCUAUGCAAAAUGGGUAAUUGGACUCGAUUGGACGGGCUAUAUAGACAUGUGA
Messenger RNA from Cylicostephanus goldi, 204 nucleotides. The record is from the annotation of a GenBank genome assembly. Lineage: Eukaryota; Metazoa; Nematoda; Chromadorea; Rhabditida; Strongylidae.